Molecule: messenger RNA, 1352 nt
Organism: Otolemur garnettii (small-eared galago)
Lineage: Eukaryota; Metazoa; Chordata; Mammalia; Primates; Galagidae
Exons: 7
Coding region: 225-1352 (375 amino acids)
Source: RefSeq, a predicted model, not a curated record
GCCGGGCGUUCCGGCACCUCCGCCUGGGAGUCGGCCCGGGCGCCCCCGGCUACGGAAGGCUGGGACGGCACCCGAGUCCGGCCGAGCCCCGCGUUUCGGCGCUCCUGGUGCAAAUCGGCCUGCGCAGGGUCAGCGUAAAGGCCAUCUUGAGCGCCGGAUUAAGCUGGAGAUGCCUGUGCCUGCCCUGUGGAGAGGGGACAAGCCAGCCAGAGUCUCAUGGUAGAAUGGAGGACUUUACUAACGCUACACCUUUGGACACUGGGCCUUUCUAUUUCUUUGAUCAGUGGAAACCUAAAAGGAAAACAUGGAGUAAAAGAACCUGUGACCCGAAAUAUAUGUCAGAAGAUGAGUGUUGUCUUCCAGAGGAAAUAAAACCAAGAGAACGAAAGAAAGCAAAACUACCUAAAGUAGCUGCAUCUGAAAAAGAGGAUGAAAAAGAGGAGGAGUUGCCCGUACCCAGCAUCUCACAAUCUCCUAGUAUGCCCAAGCUUCCUCCUAAACAGAAAUUCUCCAAAAUACAGGUGACAAAGAAGCUGUUUGAAGAAUACAAACUCACUGCGCCUGAAAUACUGUAUGAACUUGGGGAGACAUUGCGGAAGUAUACUAAGUGUAAGAUUACUUUCCCUGUGGGAAUUGUAAAUCUCAUGAACUACACUUGGGAAGAUCUUACUGAAGGUGCUUAUAAACAUGUAUCCAGAGAUUCAGCAUUAGAACAAGACAGUGCCUUGCAAGGAGAUUCCAAUUUCAUGACCUCAGUUGACGUAAUUGAACCCCAAAUCAGCAGCUCUUCAAGAAAAAUAAGUCAUAAAGAAAAUCACUCAGUUAAAUCAAAAAAAGACCAUGAUGUUGCAUCAAGUAAAUCUAUGGAAAAAACACUCAAGCAAAACCAGUCUUCAGAGAACUUUGAGUGUAACAGUUCUUCUGAUGUCAUCCACUUCUCACUGUCAUCUAAGAUCUGUGUAGAAAAUAAGUUCACUUUACCCACCGAAACCGAGGUCAACUCUGACAAGGAACCAGAGGAGAAAGAUCGGAUCUUUCAGCAUCCUUACUCAAAAUUGGAAAUUCUGAAGUGGAAGACACUCCUCAGUACUGCUGUGAAGAGACUACAAGUAGCCAUAAUUCAAAUAAAAACAGAAGAAGAUAAGCUAAAAAAAGAGGGCUUCAACAAACAACUCAUCCUGCGCCACUAUGACGAGCCUGAGGGUGAGCAGAUAAGCAGAGGCCACCAGGGUGCCCAGAGUUUCUGGCUGCAGCUGCUGGAGAAGAAGCCUCAGAUGCCCGUCAUCAGAAAGGCUGGCCCUGAGGAGAAAAAAUUCCAUUAUGCCCUGGUAGAUGGCUCCUCUCUCACCUAG